GAUUUACUAAACGUAUAUAAACCCAACGUUAGUCGUUCUGGCAGUCAACACAGGAGAUCUUCUAGUCUACAUCAUUUGGAAACAUGUUUGCAACUCAGUUCUUUCUUGUUCUCGCGAUCACAUUCGCAAAUGGCAAAAGUCUGUUUCCAGACUUUCGACAGACCAGCAUUGAACUAGACCAAGUCAAAGAUAUGCACAGAGCAUUUUUUCCGAAAAGGAACAGUGUUGCUGGAGAUAAAGGUGAUGGUUCUGUCCCAUGGGUGUGCAGCCCCAAGGAAUGCCAUGUGUGCUGGGGAGCCGAGCCUAAUAAGGUUUGCGUGUUCGCCACGUCUGCUCCUGGUCGAAUUCACCUGAAGCUGCAAUAUAACGAUACUGUCACGAUCGUGGAGGGCGAUAUAACUGAUGUCCAGGAGAUCUGUCGAUCGUACAGUGUUUACAGCGUGUGUCUCAUAGCUACUGAGGUUGACAUAACACGAUACCAGGCCCACUUGUAUCUGUCUUAUGGGACCGCUGAAGUGACGACAAUCCUCAACCUGGGCUCCAUCACUAUCCCACAAGCUGACACUGCAAAAGGUGUUUCAAGGACGUAUUGACGAUGAUCCUGGGACACAACGGCGACGAGCUUUUCCAGUAAAUCAGACUGCAGAUUCCGCGUUCUCAAAGAAUUAACUAUCGAAUCAAACUGAACUGACCAUUAUCUUAUAGUUUAACUGUGUGCAUGUGUCAUAAUUAUGAAGCACCUUUGGAACAUGUCUUCACUUCAUACAAUUAUUAGUUGUUAAUCAUGGACAUGUGGUUUUACAAAGAAAUGUUUUCAACAAGUAAAUAUUCCACAAUAAUUUAUUUUGAAGCAGAAAACAUAGGGUUUUGCAUAGACAUUUUGAUCUGAAAUUUCCACUUAAGUACUUCUUAUGUUCAUGUUUCCCUUAGGAGCUUUGUGAAUACUGACCCAUAUCUGAAUCGGAUUAAUAGGGUAGUUUCAAAAUAACUUAUUGCACACUGAAAAUGAACAUAACGCUUUGCGUUUCUACAUGUAUGAAAAUCAUCAUAUAGGAGAAAAAACACUCACAAAACUGAGUGUAUGAUCAUGCAAAUUGCAACCUACGAAUUAUAUUGAUAAGUUAACUUACAAAUCAACUGCAUCAUCAACUUAAAUACCAGGCUCAGUCUUUUGAACAAGGGUUAAACUGCCAAGACAUAAUGCGAACGAUGAUGACUUGCUUUUCUCUAUUAUGUAUCCUCAGUAAAUAAACUCUUUCUCAGCAGC
Messenger RNA from Dreissena polymorpha, 1267 nucleotides. RefSeq lists its product as uncharacterized. NCBI's taxonomy places the organism in Eukaryota, Metazoa, Mollusca, Bivalvia, Myida, Dreissenidae. The coding region runs from base 84 to 593 and encodes 169 amino acids. The transcript is spliced from 7 exons. The record is from RefSeq and is a predicted model, not a curated record.